GUUGCAUGCAUGCUUGUGCAGCUUGGAGAGUGGAAACACCAGGUCCUGGAAUUUGUGGGGAUAAUCUAAAGAGAGCAGUAUUCUACUGAAUCAACUGGGUCAGGACAAAGCUGAAGCCCAUGGCGCCCCAGAGCUUGCCAACAUGCCCCCUGGGUCGGCCUCCCUGGGCGCUGGACGUCCUGCUGGCGGUGCUGAGCCGCGCUCUGUUCGCGGCGCACGGCGCCGUCACCGUGUGGCGUGUGGUGGCCGCUACCGGGGAGGCCGCGCACUGGCUGCUGCUCACUGGCGUCGCCCUGCUGGCCGUGGAGAUCGCCGUCACCCUCCGGUGCAAUCGCAGUGCAGAGUGGAAAUGGUUCUCCCCGAUGGUCUUCCUGUACCUCAGCACAGUCGUCCCGUCUAUUUGGUUCCUGGAGCUGAACCUGCUGCAAACCAACCUGCCGAGCAACAGCUCCACGGGGAGCGAUCUUCAGAUCCUCUCCCAUAUACCCAUCGUAGCGAGCCUGACAGAGCUGGACCCAGAGAACUGGGUGGCGGGACUGGAGCAGACCAUGCUGAUGGUGCUGGUCUUGGGCCGGUGGCUCAUGCCCAAAGGGAACAUGUCCCGGGACCAGCUGUCGCAGCUCCUCAUGGCCUACGUGGGCCUGGGUGCUGACAUCCUGGACAUCUUCGACACCUUCAGGGAGCCGGAGGUCAAAGCGAACCGGGCUGUGGUGCUGGCUGGGCUCGGCCUCUUCACAUGGGCGCUCAUGCAGUUCCCGCUGGUGCUGACCCAAAGCGGCCCCCCCAGCAGCCGCCCGGGCCCCUCCUGCGACUCCAGAGAGGCCUGGAGCCUCCUGCUCACCGUCGGCCUGCAAGACGGACCCUUCCUUGUGUACCGACUCUACCUCAUGGCCUGUGAGAACGUGCUCAACCAGCUGAUGAUCUUCUUCACCUGCAAGAACAUCCUUGUUGUCCUCCUAGAAAUAUACCGCAUACUGGUGGUCCAGUGUGAGAAGAAAGGACCUAUGAACUCGGGUCAAUGCAGCGAGGAGAUUCGUGGAGGCAAUACAGACCAGAGCAGCCAGCCUUAGGCUAUAUAUAAAAAAUAUUACAUAAUAUUAUACAAUACACAACACAGACACCCUUAACCCCUGCCCAGCCCUUAACCCCUACCCAGCCCUUAACCCCUACCCAGCCCUUAACCCCUGCCCAGGCAUGUUGGUCACUUAUUAAUACUUUUGCAGUUAGUACCUUAACUAAAUAUUUUGCACAGCUGAUGAAAUUGCUAAUGGUUUCUGCCACAGAUUAAUGGUUAUUUGCGCUAACGAUUGUAAUAUACCGUUCUGCAUCAAAUAGUGCAAUUUUUUUAGUGAAGGAAAAGAAAGGGGUAAUAUGUAGACAGAAAUAAUGACAAUGAACCAUUUUUAUUAUUAAUCUGUAUUUUUUACACGUUACCAUGGUUAAGAAAUGCUAAUUUAAUAACUUUGUGGCUAUCAUAAAUUCCAAUUCACUUUUUAAUUUGAGCUAUAAAAUUGUUACAGCACACCUGUAAUGACAAAUUCGUCUUCUUAGACCUUAUUCUUUCCAAGAAACAUUAUUUAUUAAUGGUUUAAAGCGCUGACGUAUUUGAAUCUUUCUUCCCCCACGAGGUGGCAGUGUUAACAUUUCAAACCUUCCAAGCUUAGUCCUAUUACAGUAACAAGAAAAAGCUGCGUUUAAUGACAGCGAAUGGACAAAUAAAACAUUUCCCUUCCAUAACUUCA
Molecule: messenger RNA, 1742 nt
Organism: Paramormyrops kingsleyae
Lineage: Eukaryota; Metazoa; Chordata; Actinopteri; Osteoglossiformes; Mormyridae
Product: transmembrane protein 26
Source: RefSeq, a predicted model, not a curated record